Molecule: messenger RNA, 1980 nt
Organism: Hibiscus syriacus
Lineage: Eukaryota; Viridiplantae; Streptophyta; Magnoliopsida; Malvales; Malvaceae
Exons: 4
Coding region: 1336-1929 (197 amino acids)
Source: RefSeq, a predicted model, not a curated record
AACUCCUUUCUUUUGAGAGCUUUCACAUCAUUUGGAUUUCCAAGGAAAAAAUUGUGCAUGAUCCUGAUUGCUACACCAAAAUCUUGUUGAACAAGGAAUUGCAUCUGAUCUCCUGCAAAUAAUGAUAUCCACCAAUCUCUGAGUACUCUAGUGAAUCUGGACACAAACUCAAUGAUAAUAUCAUAGUUGCUUUCCCUUGUUAGCUUUUGAGUUUCCAUCCAAGAAUGGAAUUCCUGUAAUCUUUGAGACCAUUUAGAUACAGGAAUAUCAUCAAUAGUAAAUGUGUAUUUUCCUCCAGUGGUGGUAAAGGGUUGUCUCCCUGUAGAACUUUCUGCUUCCAUAGGAUUGUCAGAAUCUGAAGUGUCUGACUUAACCUCAGGUUGAUUUGUUGCAGCCAUAUUCACACCCUAUGAUGAGGAGGAGAGAGGGGAACAUCAAUCCUUGAGAAGGUGUUGUAUCUCUUUUGAUCGAAGCGAAGAUAGAAGGUUGAGGUUUUGGUGUAGCAGUUACUAUGGGAGAUUUUCACUCGUGUUACUAUGGGGAAGUUCAAGGCGCUGUUGUGGACCACCACCAGGUCGGAGAAGAAGGGGAGGGGAGGGUGGCGCAUGGGACACAAUCGUUCAUUGGGAUUAACCGACGGGUGGGCAAAUUUUCUUUAAAGUCACAAUGGCGGAUCCACAAUUAUAGUCUAAUCCCUCGCCCCGCCCCGCUUUUUUUAACAGUCCGAUCUAAUGAAUAGACAACGCCAACUUCAACCUUCUCACUCUCACUUCGCUCCCAAACAAAAAAUAAAAUAAAAUUGCUUGGCCUCGUUUUAUUUUCCACCACUGGAUUGCUUCUUCUUUGGAUUAAUUUUUAAAAAAGAUUUUGAUAUUUUGUUGAAGAAGGAACAGAUUAGGUGAUUGCUUUUGGUUAUUUGUUCUCGAUCUGAGAGAUCGGCGAGCUUUUCAAGGUUUACGUCGCUUUCUUCAACCUGCAUUGGUUUCGUUUCUUCUGGUGAAAUAAUGAACGAUCAGAUUCAAAGCACCUUGGUUGAAGCAGUCUCUCAAGAGCAAGCCAACAAAAGAGUACAUGUCAAACCUGCCGGGUUACCUACAGCGGGUAGACAGUUCAGAUAACCUUCAAGAGAAGGCAUUGAAUGUCGGUGUUCUGGAUUGGGCACGUCUAGAAAAAUGGCAGUACCACCAAAAGUUUAUCCCAACAACAGCUGGAAAUGAUGUAUCGAAAACCAAUGCCCAAAUCUUCUGCUUUCUAAUGAUGUUCCCAAGGUUACCUCUGCCAAUAAAGGUAUGCAACACUCCUUAACUUGUUCAAGUCUUACCCCAUCUCAAAAGGAUGACAUUCCUCAACAACAAAACCAUCUAUUCCAAAGUUAGGCACUAUCAAGAUAUUGAAACUGCUUCCAAGAGCACCUUGGAUCGGCAGAAGAAGACAUCCAAGACAUAUAAAUCCUCUGACAAAAUUAAUUCAGAAGCAAAUCUUCAGAAGGGGAAGAGAAAAGAAUUAGAUCAGAAAAUCACUUCAGAAAUGGGUAAUAUGCCGUCAAACAUGAGAAAUCAUGGAGUCUCACCUCUGCCAAAGGAAAAUGCAAGUGUUUGUGAUGGUCGAGCAAAAAAAAGAGUAGAGCAAAGGCAGAAAACUGAUGUAAAUAAGAAGGAUUUGGAUGAUAAUACUACUUCAGAUAUGGAGGCUUCUUCAUCCAGAUCAAGAAACAAUGCAGUUUCACUGGGUUCCAGCAAAAUGCUCGGUGCUGAAAGCAACAAAACUAAGAACAAAGAUGCUGUGGAAUCUGAACAUGAUCUUCUUCCAACUUCUGCCCGAAACAACUUUUUUGAAGAAACCUACGAUGUGACUUUGAAUGGAGCAAAACAUAAUAGCUCUUCCUAUGACCUGCUUCAGAAGGAUCAUUUUCUUCUGAAACUGACAUGAUGGAACAGAGUCUGGAUCUUUCGUCUGCGACCUGUGGUGUAACAACCCGAA